AUGGCUCUUUCUUUAGCCAUUAACGUUCCUCCUGUUCGCGAUAACCAACUCCGACUCCAACAAUUCCAACUCCAAUUCCGUCCAAACCUAGUCAAAUUCCCGAUACCCUCCUCCGCCCGAAUUCGAUGUUCCUCCUCUUUCAACGACAUUUCACUCAAAACGGUUACCCCCAACCGCAACAACUCUUUCGCAUGUCACGCUACCCAGUUCGAAGUUCAGGAGAGCAACAAAGCAUUCGCAGAAGCCUAUGCUGUAGGGAGAGGCAUUCGUAUGUCUGCUGACAAAGCUCGAAGAGUAAUCGAUCAGAUUCGUGGACGUAAAUACGAGGAUACACUUAUGAUAUUGGAACUCAUGCCUUACCGUGCCUGUGAACCCAUUCUUAAGAUUGUCUUUUCUGCUGGAGCAAAUGCAAGCAAUAACUUGGGUCUAAGCAAAUCGAGUUUAGUUAUUAGUAGAGCAGAGGUUAAUGAAGGCAAAACUUUGAAAAGAGUUAGACCUCGAGCUCAGGGGCGGGCUAACCAAAUUCUAAAGCGCACUUGUAGUAUUACCAUUACGGUGAAAGGUUUACCUGAGCCUGAGCCUGAGCCUGAGGCUGAGGCUGUGGUGGAAGCAAAUCCCUCUUGA
Vicia faba (fava bean) is the source of this 624-nucleotide messenger RNA. The record is from the annotation of a GenBank genome assembly. Lineage: Eukaryota; Viridiplantae; Streptophyta; Magnoliopsida; Fabales; Fabaceae.